Hyposmocoma kahamanoa is the source of this 1658-nucleotide messenger RNA. Its product is annotated as putative inorganic phosphate cotransporter. The coding region runs from base 8 to 1435 and encodes 475 amino acids. The record is from RefSeq and is a predicted model, not a curated record. Gene Ontology annotation, molecular function: transmembrane transporter activity. Gene Ontology annotation, biological process: transmembrane transport; monoatomic anion transport. Lineage: Eukaryota; Metazoa; Arthropoda; Insecta; Lepidoptera; Cosmopterigidae. Gene Ontology annotation, cellular component: plasma membrane. The transcript has 11 exons.
CUACAAAAUGUCUACGAAAGAAGAAAUUGACAAUGAAAAUAAAAAUCCACCGGGACUGGGCAUGCGGCACGCACAGGUUUGUCUGCUGUUCUUCGGGAUGGUGCUCUGCUACGCCAUGCGGGUCAACAUGAGCAUGGCCAUCGUCGCCAUGACGUCCCCCUUAGAUGAUGACUCUUUCGACUGGUCAACAAAGACCCAAAGCGUGAUUCUGUCGUCCUUCUUCUGGGGCUACAUCGUGCUACAAAUUCCCGGCGGAGAGUUGGCGGCCAAGUUCGGAGGCAAGGUCCUCAUCACAACGUGCGUCACUGUCAAUUCUGUUAUCUCGUUAUUGAUACCCAUCGGAUCACAUUUUGGUGGUUGGCAACUGGUCUGCGCUUGCCGUGUCCUACAAGGUUUAACGCAAGGUUUUCUGUACCCUUCAAUACACAACCUUAUUGGCAAAUGGGCGCCUCUUGAAGAGAAGAGCCGGCUUGGCACUGUAAUAUAUGCUGGAUCCCAGUUUGGUACAGCUCUUCAGCUCAUGGCGUCUGGCUUUAUAGCGGAGGCCUGGGGCUGGUCAGGAAUCUUCUACGUAGACGGGACAUUAGGAGCCAUAUGGGUAGCGAUCUACAUAUUUAUCGGAUCUUCCUCGCCACAGAGCUCCACGAUGAUCAGUGAAAAAGAAAGGAAUUAUAUCCAAAAGUCGCUGGGACACGACGGGGGACAUAAGAAACUGCCAACACCAUGGAAGUCAGUCGCGACGUCUAUGCCCUUCAUAUGUUUGACCAUUGCGCACUGCGGUUUUGCUUGGGGAUUAUGGACUCUCAUGACUGAGAUGCCUUCAUACUUUAGCCAAGUUCUUGGAGUCGAUAUCAAAUCCAACGGUAUAAUGUCGGCCCUUCCGUACUUAGCGAUGUACGUGUUGAGUUUCCCACUCGGUUACCUCGCUGAUCUUUCCCUUAAGAAGAAAUGGCUUAGUAUCUCUGCUUCAAGGAAAUGGUCGAACUCUAUCGGCUUUUACGGUCCAGCUGUCGCCUUGAUAGGUCUAGCGUACGCGCCAGCAGGCAGUGUAUGGGUUGCCGUUGUUUUAUUGACUGCAGUCGUUGGAUUGAACGCUGGACAUUACACUGGUUUUUUGUUGGUGCACAUAGACAUGGCUCCGAACUUCGCCGGCACCUUGAUGGGCAUCACUAACUUCUUCGCGAACAUCAUCUCCAUCAUCGCUCCGCUCGCGGCUGGUGUCAUUUUGAAAGACGUGACGGACGCGAGCCAGUGGCGAAUGGUGUUCUACGUGGCAUCAGCAAUAUACGUAGUCACAAAUACGUUUUUCGUCGUAUUUGGCACCAGCGAGCUGCAGAAAUGGAACAACGUCCCUGAAGAGAACACCGACACUCCAGAUGUAGAAGCUUCGUGCAAGAAAGUGACGGUACAUGGAAAAAGUGAAGGAGUCCAAUAAGUUUAGGUUUGCGAUGUGUGGAUGCCCAAUGAAUGUAUAUUGUUUAUUUUGGAAAAUGCCGUUUGUACUUGAAAAAACUAAAACUUAACGGAGAGGACAUACCCUUUUUGACUCGCAAAUUGUGAGUCACGGCCGUUCGAAAAUUGAUAUCCAUCUGAAAGUACGAUAUCAAAUAAUAUUGUUUUCAUUUAAAUAACUUUGAAAUAAGUUGGAGAAAAAAAAG